AUGCAUCCUACGUCCCCUACUUCGCCGUCCUUUCCUCCCCCAUCACCCCUCACACCCCAUUCUCCAUAUAUGAGCCAGUCUCCCUUGAUGGCACCCCUUGCGCAAAACACCAAAGCAUUCUUCCCAGCAGAAGGAUCACCGCGACAAGUGUCAUCUCCAUCUCUGUUCAUCAGCACCAGCCUGGCUCGGCGCAGCAGCAACUCCAUGUCAAUUUGCUCCCCACGUCUGCCGUCAAGCCUGAAUUCUCCAGUCAUUCCAGCUCUCUACAACAUGAGAACACCGGACCGCGCAUGCUUCCAAGGCCCAUCCUCUGCUCUCAAGGAAGACGGCAGAAAGAGCCGCAUGGCGAUGCGCAGUCCUCCUUUCGAUCGUGUCAUGACGCUCCCCUUGAGAGUCAACACCAGCAUGUUCCCUCAGUUUACACCGGAGCCCAUGGCAUCGAUUAAUGAGCACCGGGACACACAGAUCGACUCUUCCAUGUCCAACACAACAACCCUGGUAGACUGGCCCUCCACACAAUCACCAACCUCACCCACUCUCAUCCGCCCAUCACGUCAGAGCUCUCCCGCCUUACACCGCUCCCCGAUCCGCAGACACUUCCGCGGCAAGCACCUCACACGACGUCUGCCACCACCACCACAAUACCACGUCACGGUGACUCGCAAACCCUCUUCCCCAACGACCCUACAACGCACACAACAAUACCUCUACAGCAUCGAGCACCUCCGCGCACCACUGGUGCCUCUAAUUUCCGUCUCCAAUGGGCUCCCGCACCCGUCCUUCCCCACCAGCCUCCUGCAAUACCACCUGCUGACGCACAAGCAACUCGACAGCCUCGCCAAGUGGUACCACCAGGUGACGCCGCCCGUCGAGGAAACCUUCAUGUAUCCCGCAUGGGUGCCGGCGUGGACGUCCGCGAUGCCUGGCAGUGACCCGGAUGCCGACGGCGCAAACGUGGACCUCGAAGUGAAACGCCGCCGUUGGGGUCGCUUCAUUGGGCUUCGCGGCUGUGAGAGUCCGACUGCCACGGGGCCGGAUGGCGAGGCACCCGACGAGUUGGUUCAGCGCAUGGAGAGGGAGUGGAGGCGUGCCAUUGAGAGGGCGGAGGAGGAGGAUCGCGCAUGGGAGAAGAGCUGGCGUGGUCGUUGGUGA
Molecule: messenger RNA, 1152 nt
Organism: Exophiala bonariae
Lineage: Eukaryota; Fungi; Ascomycota; Eurotiomycetes; Chaetothyriales; Herpotrichiellaceae
Exons: 1
Coding region: 1-1152 (383 amino acids)
Source: RefSeq, a predicted model, not a curated record